AUGCAAGUUACAAAAGUUGCUCGAAUGUUGGCUGCAAAAUCAACUGAUGUUGAGGUAAAAGGAUGUUCAGUUAUGGCUCUCUUAGAUGGAGGAAUGCUAAGACGGCACAAAAGCUGGCUCAAGGCUGAGCCACCAGCAAUUGUGGUUGCUACGGUAGCUAGUUUGUGCCACAUGCUUGAAAAGCACAUACUUAGACUUGACUCGGUGAAAAUUCUUGUUGUUGAUGAGGUUGAUUUCUUAUUCUACUCAUCUAAACAAGUCGGUUCUGUGCGGAAGCUUUUGACGUCAUUUUCUUCAUGUGAUAAACGUCAAACGGUUUUCGCCAGUGCUUCCAUUCCCCAGCAUAAACAUUUUGUUCAUGACUGUAUACAGCAAAAGUGGACAAAGAGGGAUGUUGUUCAUAUCCAUGUUAGCGCAAUCACCCCCAUGCCUUUGUGCCUUCUUCACAAAUUUGUAGUGUGUGGGAAGGAAAACAAGCAUCGGAUACUGCUAACUUUGUUAAACUCUGAUGCACCUGAAUCAGCUAUUAUUUUCGUCGGCGAGCAGUCUGAGAAGUCAAAAAAGGCUGGAAAUGAUCCUUCUACAACUCUACUUAUUGAAUUCCUUAAAACUUCAUAUGAUGGCUCUCUAGAGAUUCUCUUACUAGAGGAAGACAUGAAUUUCAAUUCACGUGCAGCUUCAUUAACAGAAAUUCGGCAAGGAGGAGGGUUUCUUCUUGUUUCUACUGAUAUUGCAGCAAGAGGGAUUGAUCUACCAGAAACAACUCAUAUCUUCAACUUUGAUCUCCCACAGACAGCUACUGAUUAUCUUCACAGAGCUGGAAGAGCUGGUAGAAAACCUUUUUCGGAUAGGAAAUGUAUUGUUACCAACUUGAUCACCUCUGAGGAAAGAUUUGUCUUACAAAGAUUCGAAAAUGAACUAAUGUUCACCUGUGAGGAACUGAUGUUUUAG
Messenger RNA from Eruca vesicaria subsp. sativa (arugula), 951 nucleotides. Lineage: Eukaryota; Viridiplantae; Streptophyta; Magnoliopsida; Brassicales; Brassicaceae. The record is from the annotation of a GenBank genome assembly.